This is a messenger RNA of Lutzomyia longipalpis, 3036 nucleotides long. RefSeq names its product cullin-4A (gene Cul4). NCBI's taxonomy places the organism in Eukaryota, Metazoa, Arthropoda, Insecta, Diptera, Psychodidae. Bases 186 to 2585 code for a protein of 799 amino acids. Gene Ontology annotation, biological process: ubiquitin-dependent protein catabolic process; DNA damage response; protein ubiquitination. Gene Ontology annotation, cellular component: Cul4-RING E3 ubiquitin ligase complex. Gene Ontology annotation, molecular function: ubiquitin protein ligase binding. The transcript has 6 exons. The record is from RefSeq and is a predicted model, not a curated record.
AUGGUAAUGUAAGGGAAUUAGUUGAGGGGUUGGAUAUAUAAAAAAGUUGGGGGAAGAAUUUGUGCGUGGAAAAUUUUUGAUAGGACUUUUUUGCCUAGAAAGAACACAAACAUCCGGUAUUCCGUGCAUACCAGUGUGUCCAUUGGAAGCUAAAGCAGUGUCCCAGUGUCGAAAUAUGCACUUCUAUGUCUAGCCACCCGGAAAGAACGCAGAGAGAAAGUAUCACAAGUGGCGGCGGCAGGAAGCAGCAGCGAGAGAAUCAACGAGACUCAGCUCCACCGGCCAAGAGGCACAGGAUGAAUGCUAAGGCGGAGAGUGGGCAGGAGGAGAAGCGAGCCAAUUUCUCCGCCCUCGGCAAUUCCAACGGGGCGCUCCUCAAGAUGCCAUCCAAUAACCAGGCUGCCAAGCCGGGUGACAUCAAGAAGCUCGUCAUUAAGAACUUCAAAAGUAAGCCCGUUCUUCCGGAAAACUACCAAGAACGUACAUGGGAGAAGCUGGAGAAGGCCGUUGUGGCCAUUCAGACGUCAAAAUCCAUCGCCUACUCACUUGAGGAGCUCUAUCAGGCCGUUGAGAAUCUCUGCAGUCACAAGAUGGAUUCGCAGCUGUACAGCAAAUUGUACGCCCUCACGGAGGCCCAUGUCAAGUCCAACAUUGAGCCCUUUCUCGCGGACACCAUGGAUAAGUUGGUGUACCUGAAGAAGAUGAAUGCCUGCUGGCAGAGUCACUGUCAACUCAUGAUAAUGAUCCGGAGUAUCUUUCUCUACCUGGACCGGACGUACGUGCUGCAGAACCCAACGGUUCACUCAAUUUGGGAUAUGGGCUUAGAUCUCUUCCGGAAACACAUUGCUCUCAAUAUUCUCGUGCAAAAGCGCACCGUGGACGGGUUGCUGAUUCUCAUUGAGAAGGAACGCACCGGGGAUGCUGUGGAUAGGACGCUGCUGAAGAAUUUGCUGCGAAUGCUGUCGGAUUUGCAAAUCUAUCAGCUGGCGUUUGAGGAUAAAUUCCUCGUGGCCACGCGACAGCUGUACCAGGCUGAGGGGCAGCGGAUGAUGCAGGAAUUGGAUGUGCCGGAGUACCUUCAGCAUGCGGAUAAGAGGCUGGCCGAGGAGAAUGAGCGAUUGCUGCACUACCUCGAUCCCAGCACGAAGCCACAGCUUAUCUACACGGUGGAGAAGCAGCUGCUGAGUGAACAUCUCACGGGAAUCCUGCAGAAGGGUCUGGAUAAUUUACUCGAGGAGAAUAGGCUGUCGGACCUGCAGUUGCUCUAUUCGUUGUUUUCGCGCGUGAAGAAUGGCACAGCUGAGUUGUGCUCCAACUUUAAUCAGUACAUCAAGAAGAAGGGACGCACAAUUGUCAUUGAUCCCGAAAAGGAUAAGAGUUUAGUGCAGGAUCUUCUGGAUUUUAAGGAUAAAAUGGAUAACAUCGUCAACUCAUGCUUUGAGCACAACGACAAGUUUGUAAAUUCCCUCCGGGAAGCCUUUGAGUUCUUCAUAAAUCAGCGUGCGAAUAAACCCGCAGAGCUAAUUGCCAAGUAUGUGGAUUUGAAGCUGCGGGCAGGCAAUAAGGAGGCAACGGAGGAGGAGCUGGAACAAAUCCUCGACAAAAUAAUGGUUCUCUUCCGCUUUAUUCAUGGCAAGGAUGUCUUUGAGGCAUUCUACAAGAAGGACCUGGCAAAGAGACUUCUCGUGGGGAAAUCCGCAUCCGUUGAUGCGGAAAAGAGCAUGCUGUCGAAGCUAAAGCAGGAAUGCGGCGGGGGAUUCACGUCAAAACUCGAGGGGAUGUUUAAGGAUAUGGAGCUGAGUAAGGACAUCAAUAUUGCAUUCAAGCAGCACCUCGUGGGCCAAGAGAAGGACUACAACACCAGCAUUGAUCUCACCGUGAAUAUCCUUACGAUGGGCUAUUGGCCAACGUAUCCAAUUAUGGAUGUCACGAUGCCGCCACAGCUGGUUGCCCUACAGGGGCUCUUCAGCAAAUUCUACUUGGCAAAGCACAGUGGGAGGAAGCUUCAGUGGCAACCCACAUUGGGUCAUUGUGUCCUCAAGGCGGUCUUCGAUCAGGGCCCAAAGGAUCUGCAGGUGUCACUCUUCCAGGCACUCGUGCUGCUGCUCUUCAACCAAAAGGACACAUUGGCCUUCGAUGAGGUCAAAACACUCUCCAACAUUGAGGACGGUGAACUGAGGCGAACCCUACAGAGUUUGGCUUGUGGCAAGGCGAGGGUCAUCACGAAGAUACCCAAAGGCAGAGAAAUUGAGGAUGGGGAUAAAUUUCAGUUCAACAACGAAUUCACAAAUAAACUCUUCAGAAUCAAAAUCAAUCAGAUUCAAAUGAAGGAGACUACUGAGGAACAAAAAGCAACAGAGGAGAGAGUCUAUCAGGAUCGGCAGUAUCAGAUUGAUGCAGCCAUAGUUAGGAUUAUGAAAAUGCGAAAGACCCUCAGCCACAAUCUUCUCAUCAGCGAACUCUACAAGCAGCUCACGUUCCCGGUCAAACCGGCCGAUUUGAAGAAGCGCAUUGAGUCUCUCAUUGAUCGGGACUACAUGGAGCGCGACAAGGAUAAUCAGAAUCAAUAUAAUUACGUCGCCUAAGAGAUUGCGCUGCGUCUCAUUGAGAAAAAAAGAGAAAAUUGUGAGAUUCAUGUGUGUGCUGAAAAAAAAUCCCAAUUAAUAGAACGUGAAGAGUGUGAGAGAGAGAUAAAAAUUCUUUUGACCCCCAAAACAGGCGCGUGCCGCUUCCCAUCCUUGAGUUUCCAUGCCCCAAACUACCCCAUAUAGAGAGAGUCCAAUAUUGAGAAUUUCUGAAAUGACCGCAUUCGUGGGAAUGUUGGACGGCGUAAUGUCAUAAUAAUUUACAAUUUAUUAUAGAAGAAACACGAAAAUAAUAUUUACAAAAAGAGAGAGGAUUCGAUGAUGUGUUGUAAAUAAGUUGCCACGCGAUUUUGUAGAGUUCUGUGCCCAUUUUUUUCCUCCUAAAAUUUUCAGUUUUCUGCCCCCACUUCCUGUUUUUUGAUAAAUAAAACAAAACCUAGAAUUUAAAAAA